Molecule: messenger RNA, 1710 nt
Organism: Telopea speciosissima
Lineage: Eukaryota; Viridiplantae; Streptophyta; Magnoliopsida; Proteales; Proteaceae
Exons: 5
Coding region: 1-1710 (569 amino acids)
Source: RefSeq, a predicted model, not a curated record
AUGGCUGAUUCUAAGCCUCCUACAGAUCACUUUAAUGUUCAGAUUACUACCAUCAAGUUGAAUGGUGCUUCGAACUAUCUUCUUUGGUCUCAAGCCCUUGAGGUAUAUGUUACUGCUCACCGGAAGAUGUCUUACCUUACUAUGACUCCUCCAGCCUCUACUGAUGAUAACUAUGAAGAUUGGAAGGCUGAGAAUGCAACCCUCCUCAACUGGCUUUGGAAUAGCAUGGAGCCCUCCAUAGCCUCAAACAUGAUGUUUCAUAAAACUGCCAUGGGUGUUUGGGAAGAACUCAGGGAGAGCUACUCUCAAGACACUUACCUCUCAUGGAUUUAUGAUUUGUAUGAAAAGUUUUUCUCCUUGAAGCAAGAAGGAAAAUCGCUUGGCAAAUACUACAACUCUUUGAAGGGCAUGUGGGAGGAACUCAAUGUGUACCAGCCUAUAUCUACUGAUGCUGCUAUGAUUAAGGCUCAACGUUCUGAAUUUCUUGUUGCUAAGUUCCUCUCUGGGUUAGAUUCUGAUCUUCAAUCAGUCAAAAGCCAAUUAUUGACUAGUGAGAAGAUCCCGUCUAUGAAUGAAGCUUACUGUCACAUACAAAGGGUUGUUUCUCCUUCCACAGUCAAAUCUGAUGCAGCUCCUAUCUCUAAGGAUAAUUCUGCCCUUUUUAUUUCUACUGGAGGGCGUAGUCAUGGUGGUGGUACCUCUUCUCAAGGUGGUCGUGGUUCUGGAGUUGGUCGUGGCCGUGGGGCUGGUUUUGGUGGUAGAGGGGCUGGUUCGAACCCUGCUGGUUCAUCUUCUAGUGAUGGUUGUUCUCGAUGGUGUUCUCAUUGUGGUCGUCCUAACCACACUUUUGCCAAUGAUGGAGCGGCUGAUUUUGUGCAUCCUUCUAACGCUAAUCAUGGGUCUCCUACUAAUGGUGGUAGUACUUCUAGUGAUCUGGUUUCUCAACUGUUACAACGAGUUCAACAACUAGAGGCAUCAUCUUCUACUCCUACAGCUACUCUUGCCCACUCAGGUACUACUGCAUGUUUCGCCUCUUCAUCCUCUCAGUGGGUCAUUGACUCCGGUGCAUCUUCUCAUAUGACUAGUAAGCCUAAUUUAUUUUCCUCUUUUACUCAGUCUACUACUUCAUCUCGGAUUUCCAUUGCCGAUGGAUCUUUUAUUCCUGUUACUGGUUAUGGGGAUAUCCCCUUAUUCUCUAAUCUUUCCUUAAGUAAAGUUCUUCAUGAUCUCGCAACGAGGACAACGAUUGGUGGCGGGCAUGAGAAGGGUAGUCUCUAUUAUUUUGAUUUGGCAACUUCUCCAACAGCGGCUGUUGCUAUUUCUUCUAGUGUUUCUCCAUUACAUUGGCACUAUUGGCUAGGACAUCCUUCCUUAUCUAAGCUGCGACAUCUGGUUCCUAGCUGCAAAUCUGUCUCCUGUAUUGAGUGUGAAGCUUGUGAAGCUUUGUUGACUGCUUGUUUCUUGAUUAAUCGUAUGCCUUCCUCGGUUCUUCAUGAUCAAAUUCCCUUUAAUGUUGUUUUUCCAGAGCGGGCUGCUUUCUCUCUUCCACCUCGUAAGGGAUAUCGGUGUUUUGAUCCUGUUUCUCACCAACAGUUUGUUUCCGCUAAUGUGACUUUCUUCGAAAACACUCCUUAUUUUCCUGGUUCUCCCAGUGAUAUUGAUCUUGUAACAGAACUUAAGCUAAAAACUAACCUGCAGCAAGACAACUAG